Messenger RNA from Neurospora tetrasperma FGSC 2508, 276 nucleotides. RefSeq lists its product as uncharacterized. NCBI's taxonomy places the organism in Eukaryota, Fungi, Ascomycota, Sordariomycetes, Sordariales, Sordariaceae. The transcript has 3 exons. Bases 1 to 276 code for a protein of 91 amino acids. The record is from RefSeq and is a predicted model, not a curated record.
AUGUCGGUAAGGUUGAUGAACGUGAGGGUGUAUCUUUGGGCCCAAGGGUCCAAGAGCGUAUGUGAUGCAACAGAAGUUUCGACUGCUCACCUGUCCUCUUCCGAGGACCCCUAUAAUGCCAAACCCUACUUCUUAAGGGAUCCUGCCCGAUCACGGCACAGUCCGCUGAUGGAGGGUGCCAGUUACGACCAAGUGCCUACUUCUACGUAUGGUGUCUGUUGUAGUGUAAGUGCCCGCAAAUGGGUAGUAACUCCAAAUGCUAUGCCGAGCUCGUAG